Durusdinium trenchii is the source of this 2875-nucleotide messenger RNA. Lineage: Eukaryota; Dinophyceae; Suessiales; Symbiodiniaceae. The record is from the annotation of a GenBank genome assembly.
AUGGUAUUAAAUGGUCAAUGUAAGUCUUAGAUCUCUAGACCUCCCAGUUGAUCUAUGGUGCAAUUGGUCUCUACGGCAAGCUUGGUCAAGUUGAAGGAGGAAGACUCGUUCGAACUUUGCCAUGGAAGUCUCAGGGAAUGCUGAAGAUAUCCUGGUCAUCGGUGGUGGCCUGAGCGGCCUGGUGGCUGCACUGGCCGCGGAGUUCAGCGGAACGGGUGCUGUGCAGCUUUUUGAGGCGGAGCGCAGCCUCUCUGGCGCCGGAGGUCGCGCGGAGCUCCAUCGCUCCGUGGCAAGCGCCAGGUCUGAAGAAGAUCCGGAAACUCUUCAAAGAUUGUCUCAGCUUGGGGUGAUCAUCGAGGAGACUGGAAAGUCCACGGCGGUAGAGAUACUCAAGUCGCUGACCUUGGCCGUUCAGCGAUCUUCGAAGAUUCAAGUACGAACGAGCUCACCUGUCAUCAGGUUGCUUCACGCUGGUGGCUCAUGCUAUGGCUGCGUUUCUUCGACUCCCAAGGGAGAGAUCUCCGUGAAGGACCUCCUCCAUUGGCCAAUCCCUUUCGACUUUGGCCGCCGACACCUCCACGACCUUGAUUUGGGCCACCUGGUGGCCCCGGAGCAAGUCCAAGUUUUUGCCACUGCAGAGGCACAUGGCCGGCGGGCCAGGCGUUUGCUGCCUCGAUGUUUGCGAGACGGAGGAUGCCUCAUGUCAAGUCGGGGAGAGGUGCCCCUGGCUGAUCGCUCUGAAGAGGAGAUUGCCAGACAUAUUCUGCGUAAAGGUCCCUGUUGGCUGAUCCUUUGGGACUUCCAUCCUGCGGCGCCACGGGGAAGCUUACGGCGGCUCAGCCUGAAGGAUUUGGCUGAAGAGAUGAAGGUGUCCCAAGGAUGGCUUUGUCAGGCACUGAAGAGACGGUGCAGCGAAGGUGCGAUUUUCUUGAGCUUCCCGGACGAGGAUCUCUUCCUUUGGGCGGCAGAGGUGACGCCGGCCCUGCUGUGUUGCGAAGGCGGUUUGGCCAUCGAAGGAGACACGGGAGCUGUCCUUUCUCAUGAAGAUCAGCCGAUUGCAGGUCUCUUUGCAGCCGGUGAGGCAGCUGCCUUUUCAGGAGGCUCUUUGUCAAGCUGCGUCACCUCAGCCUUGAAUGCCUCGUCAUCAGCUGUGGCGGCCGCAGCUGUUUGCAUCGAUGGCGAGGUGGAGGCAGCUGAGAACCCGAGUGAGCUGCCGGCCUUCUCGCCCGUCGCGGAAGAGGGCGCGAAUGAGCCAGCCCAGCCCGGUGAGCUGCGUGGACGAUUGGCCCUCAAUCGACUCGAGGACUUCCUAGAGAAACAUCUCACCGCGGAUCUGGUGCAGGAGGCCUUGCUGAGGUCGUUGGAGGAUGGCAAUCUUUCAAAAGUGGCCAAGGAUCUGUGUUGCGAGCUCACGAGCUUGUGGGGGCUUCCGAGUGGCCAGGCGCUCUCGUUGGCACUUCGAGAUCCGUCACACCUGCCGACACGCCCCAUGAUUGCAGCCCUACCCCAGGCUGGACGCUUGAACAGCGAGGUGUCUACGAGCUGCGUGCACUGUCGCCUUCCACUGAAGCUCGAGGUUUCUGCUGAGUUGAUGAAUGGCCAGCCGACAGAAAUGCCUGCCGUGCAUGCCAACGGAGUCUCUGAAGGUCACUUCGCUUACGCCACCCUACUCUAUGGACAUGGGGUGGAAUACUUCCUCGGAGCCUUAGUGCUUGGCUGGUCUUUGCAGAACAAAGGAUGUCAAGAAGAAAGGCUACUGCUACAUACCAAAGAUGUACCCGAGUCCUUCUUGGAUGCUUUGCAGCAGUACUGGAAGCUGCAAGAGGUGGACUACCUCCAUGGCGACAAGUCCAUGUACAAGAACCACGAGGGCUCGCGUUUCCAGGAUGUCUUUACCAAGUUGCAGGCGUUGUCCUGCACGGAGUACUCGAAGGUUCUUAUGAUGGACCUAGACAUGCUGGUUCGUGGCAACCUGGAUGAGCUCUUCCACUUGCGCGCCCCGGCGGCGCUGAAGAGAUCUUCAGGCCGGGAGCAGCCGGAACAUGGCGGCGACUUCUUUGCCGAGGACUAUUAUACCCGGCAUGCAGACGACAUGUAUGGCAUCAACGCAGGUGUCAUGCUCUUGGAGCCCAACAUGGACGUCUACCACCGGAUGCUCCGUGAAAUUCAGGACCCUCGGCAUCCUGAGCAUAUCAAGACCUUUGGGCCCGAGCAGGACUACUUGGGUCGCUUCUAUGGAACCUUCGCAUGGGGCGCCUGGACACAUUUGCAUGCCAGGUUCAAUUACCAACCAAAUCUUCCUGAUGACUAUGUGAGCACGGCUCAUCGCAACAUUGACGUCUUGCAGGAUGUCGUGGUGGCCCACUAUAGUGGCCCAAAGGUGAAACCCUGGAAGAUUCCCAACUUGGAGCUGAACGUCGCCGGCGUGCGCCGCUUGAUCGAGGAGGAUGAGCUUCGAUGGCUCAUGGGCGCAGAAGCUGCGCGUCCCAAUCGGGAAGGAAAGGUGGUCAUGGAUGGAGUGGAAAUCCGGACACGAAGCUCUGGACUCCCGGAAAACGUGCAGAUGCUCAUGUGGGAAUGGAUCUUGGCACUCCGCCAGUGCAACCUGGACUUGCUUGAGGCUGGCAUGGAUUUGCUCACUCUCAUCGAUGCCAAGAACCUGUGAGCGCAGCCAUGAGAUGGGCGAGGGAUGGAGCCAUGAGUGGAAGGUGUUGGGUGGGCAUUCAUGUGAAGUCGCAUGUUGGAGUGUAUCAGAUGCUGUGGUGCCUCCUAGUUAGUAUGUACGUCAGUACUUCUCGCCUGCUGCAGUUCGAAGCAUCAUCCUGAAAAUCCGCAGAGAUUGAUCGUGAGCAGAGGGAGAGCCGACAACAGAGCG